This is a messenger RNA of Cylicocyclus nassatus, 426 nucleotides long. NCBI's taxonomy places the organism in Eukaryota, Metazoa, Nematoda, Chromadorea, Rhabditida, Strongylidae. The record is from the annotation of a GenBank genome assembly.
AGGUGAAACGAACAUAUUUAACGAUGUAUGGUUUGCUUCUGGCCUUCGCCAUAGUUGUGAGCGGCUUUUUUGCUGGGCAGCUUGAUCAUGCACCUGCAAUGCCACUAACAGCAUCGAGGAAUGAAUCCAAUACUUCACUUCCCAGCCUCUCUCCGGAUAUUUUACCGUCGCCACCACUUUCACCAAUCGAUUGCGUAUACGGUCAUUGUCCCGAACCUUACACGUGCAUAGCUGGUUAUUGUGUGGACGACGCUAAGCGUUGCAAAUUCGACUCUGAUUGUGGCCGUCCUUCCUUCAGAUGCGUGAGAGAUGUGUGCAUGCAAGAAAUCAUAGAAAUUGGGCGACCUCGAACUUUGGAAGCACAUUUUUAACUCAUUGUUUGUCAAGCGAUGUCUGACAAUGAAAUGAAGUUUGGUAUCACUCCGC